Molecule: messenger RNA, 1371 nt
Organism: Nipponia nippon (crested ibis)
Lineage: Eukaryota; Metazoa; Chordata; Aves; Pelecaniformes; Threskiornithidae
Source: RefSeq, a predicted model, not a curated record
AUGUCGUGUCUGUCCAAAGCUCUUUCGGCGCCUCCGAGAGCCACCCCGCUGCCAGGCCUCCCAUGGGCUGCCUGCGGGGACCCCCGGCGCUCUGGGGAUGGGGACGGAUCCAGCCUGGACCCCACCAUGAGCAGCGACACGAGGUCCGGGUUUGCAGAGCUGCCCGCGGAGCCCCGAAACGAGGGGCUGCGUUCCCAAGCAGGGCCCACGCGACCGGCCACGCUGCCGGGAUCUACCCCGGCCCCCGCCGUGCACGCAGGCCCCGGAGGAACCGCCUGCGAGCAGGGGCCGGGCGCGGCCGCGCUGCCUGAGGACAUCAUCUGUAAAGUGCACUUGAAGAGCUUCGUGGAGCAGCAGGGCUUGGUGGGCUAUGACCCCAACCUAGACGUCCUCCUCGUGACGGAGGGGAAGCUGCGGUCCCUGGCUGAGCUGCAGCAAGCCGUUCUGCAGUGCGCGGCCGGCGGCCAGGGGAGCUGCUGCAGCAUCGUGCACGUGGUGAGCUGCGAGGAAGAAUUCCAGCAGCAGCAGCUGGAUCUGCUCUGGAGGAUUUUGGAUCCAGGAGCCCACACAGCUUUGCAGAAAUACCUUGUCUGUGGGCCAGUGAAGGUGACAAACCCCUCAUCGCCCAUCGGGGCAGACCAGUACUUCCAGCUCCGAAAGCGCCAGAUGUACGAAGCCUCCGUGAUGAAGUACGGGGAGCUUGCGCAAGAUGAGGCCUGGACUGAGGUGAUCGAUACCCUCACGGUGGCUGCCAUCAGGUUUGAGAUGCUGAGCACUGCUCACCGGAGUCAGAUCACGCUGGACCUGGACAACAGCAGCAUCUCCACGAAGGGAACCAAGAGCGGCGCCUUCGUGAUGUACAACUGUGCCCGGCUGGCCACGCUCUUCGACACCUACCAGCGGGCUGUGGAGCGGGGCACGUACCCACCUCUGCCACCAGCAUCAGAACUGAACUUCUCCUGCCUCCGGGAAGAGGGCGAAUGGCUCCUGCUGUUCAACUAUCUCCUGCCCUUCCCUGAAGUCCUGCAGCAGGCAGCAGAGCUGCCUGCACCCACCAAGGGGAUCCGGAUCACAGCCAACACGGAGACAGUGUGCAAGUUCCUGAUCCAGCUCAGCAUGGAUUUCAGCUCCUACUACAACCGGGUCCACGUCCUGGGGGAGCCGUUCCCUCACCUCUUUGACCAGAUGUUUGCCCGCCUCCGGCUGCUGGGAGCGGUGAGGGAUGUGUUCCACAGCGCCCUGGCAACUCUGCACCUCCCUCCUCUCAGCCAGAUCUGAGCCACCGCCGAAGAGCUGCGCCACGGUGCGACAGGCGCCAGGACAAUGCACCACGAGGGGAAGGACGGGGCGCGUCCUCCCUGGAGGGCGGUC